Molecule: messenger RNA, 2266 nt
Organism: Sphaeramia orbicularis (orbiculate cardinalfish)
Lineage: Eukaryota; Metazoa; Chordata; Actinopteri; Kurtiformes; Apogonidae
Product: protein FAM171B-like
Exons: 9
Coding region: 78-2033 (651 amino acids)
Source: RefSeq, a predicted model, not a curated record
AUGAAGUGUGUUUGCCUUUCAUUCUUCUUCUUGUUCCUAUCAGUGUGGUUAGUGUUCUUUGGACCACAGCUCCAGUCAUGCUCCUGCCGUACAUGGGUUUGUGUUUGGCACAUGUGCUGUUUUUCUCCUGCUGUACUUGGGAGGCUGCUGCAGAGUUCAGUCCUCUGGCCGGACCUGGACCCCCUGUGCAUACCGAUGAUGGGACCUCUACGACCCCGGAGCCCCUCAGAGAGCAGCCGUCUGCGCAGACGCACACAGGUUCUACCUUUAACGUGAAGGUCCAGGUGAACGAUGCCCUGAAUCCCCGCCCCCUGAGCAAGGCAGUCGUGGAAGUGUACACCAACUACACAAGGACCCUGACAGUCCAGACGGGGGAGGACGGCCGCACGAUGCUCAGCGUUCCGUACCGACAUGGGACGCCUGUCACCGUAGUGGCAUGUAGAAAGUUCUACAUGUGCACACUGUUACCAUGUCAACCUGACAGAACGCCAAUCUUUUCAUCCUGGACUGUGUCACUGCUGGCUCUGACUCCAGGAAACCUGUGGUUCUUUGAAGACUCUGUGCUGAUCACCAGCAGAUCGUCUGAUGAUCGGUCCAAACCUGUCGUCCGGUUUCAGAAGAACCAGCUGAACCUGAGCCACGGUGCAGAGGUGACGUCUGUUACAGCCUACGUUACUGUUCCCACGGUCCAAACAGAACAGGGCGGAGCCUCCGCAAACAUGUUCGGCAUCAUGAGCAGCAACGCAGGUUACGUCAGUGUGGAGGUGGUCCCGUUGGCUGCCGUCAGUGUGCAGCUGUUUUCUGGACACACACAGUUACAUGUGGGUGGACCUGUUCAGAUCAGCGUCCCCGUCCCAGACCCCUGUGGACUCCAGCCUGGAAGUGUCGUCCCCGCUUGGUCCUUAAAUCACACCACUGGUGGGUGGAUGAGGAAGGGUCUGGGGAGGCUGGUGUCCGUUGAAGGGACACUCCUGUGGACCUUCUCUGCUCCUCACCUCGGACACUGGACAGCAGCAGCUUUGUCUCCACCUAGAGGUGUCUUUGGACAUGAACUCUCCGUUGAAUUUAUCUUACACCACUGGUCUUUCCUCAUGAUUCUCCUCGUAGGAACACUUGUUGUCGUCAUCUGCCUCUUGGUUCUAUUAUUGUGGCAUCGAAGUCGUUCCGUCGCUCAAACUCAGCUGAAGUCUGAUGCUGUUCAUCUGCAGAACCCAGAACAGAACCCAGAACAGAACCCAGAACAGAACCCAGAACAGAACCCAGAACAGAACCCAGAACAGAACACCUGUACGUCUGUGCUUUCUCUGUAUGACUCCACCAUCAUCACCAACCCUGAUGCCGAACUGGGACUGGUCCGGACUAAAGAAGACCUCGCCCCACCAGAUCGUCCUGGCUCCGAGGCUGACGGGACGGACCCCCCCCAGCAGACGGUGGUCCAGGCCUCUCUGACAGAGAACCUGUUUUUCUUCAACCAGCCCGUGGCUGUUCUUCACGCACCCGCCUUCUUCCAUCUGGAGGACGACAGCGAGCGACCCCCGUGGAGGAAGUGGGCCACUCUGCCUCGUUCGGGGGCUUCACCUGGACCCACCGAGCCCCCGAGCAAAGACGGCUUCACCCAGACCUCUGCCGCCCAGAGCCAGGCCGGACAAAGCCAAGACCGGCUCCAGGUUCUAGGAGACCCCCCUGCAGAACCCCCAUCCAGAGGUCAGUGCGGCCUCCCGGAGUCGGCGUCGGAACCGGGAACCCUGAACCGGCUCAGAGCGGACCAGAACCGACGCUCCAUGCACGCCUCCUCAGAACUCUCCAGAACCUCCUCUCCUCGGGCCUGGUUCGUGUCGCUGGAGGGAAAACCUGCCGCCGAGAUCCAUUACACCGACUCCGACCAGCAGAGGAGACGGAGGCCGGUGGAGAGUCGAGAAACCAGCUUAGACUCUGGGGUGGACGUGAGCGAACUGAGCCAGAGCGGAGGGAGGAGGGGGGUGACGCUGGAGCGCAACCGGACCUUCAUUAAGAACACGUCCAGCACCAACUAGGACCGAACACCAAACACUGGAAACUGAGUCAGGGGUCUGGAGUUGAUCCUGUAGAGCAGGGGGGCCAAACUCAUUUAGGUUCAGUUCCACAUUCAGCCCAGUAUGAUCUGAAGUGGGCCGGACCCAUCAAAUAACAGAGGGUCUGCACCACAGCUGUUUAGUGUCCGACUGCAGUGGAAGCUCAGCUUCUCCUAAAAUGACUCCCAUUAAAUGUUCAAAUCUGUUCAGUUGUU